This is a messenger RNA of Aspergillus ochraceoroseus IBT 24754, 3719 nucleotides long. RefSeq names its product MIZ zinc finger domain protein. NCBI's taxonomy places the organism in Eukaryota, Fungi, Ascomycota, Eurotiomycetes, Eurotiales, Aspergillaceae. The transcript has a single exon. Gene Ontology annotation, biological process: protein sumoylation. The record is from RefSeq and is a predicted model, not a curated record. Bases 450 to 3374 code for a protein of 974 amino acids. Gene Ontology annotation, molecular function: zinc ion binding; SUMO ligase activity.
AGAUUCCAGAGUCAACAGAAAAGAAGAGAGAAGAAGAGAAGAAGAAGAAGAGAAAGGAAGAGAAAGAAUAUAACCAGUUCAAGACUUGAAAAGGGUCAUCAAUCUAAGGGGAGGUGAUUGGAGCCAACAGAGAAAACUUCAUCAUUGCCAACUGUCAGGGUUUUGGAUUCAUAGAUUGAAAACGUCUUCCAUCGGGGACAUUCUUGAGUAGACUCUUUACUAGUCAGGGAAUUGUGAAUCAAUUCUAAGAAAGGACGGUAAAUAAAUCUAUUCUAUUGCUUUCUUCUUCUCUUCUUUCUCUUCUUCUUUUCUCUUCUUCUUGUCGACUUCUAACCCCUCCUCCUCCUCCUCCUCCUCCUCAAUAUCCAAACAUCCACCCUUCAUCAACCAUCCCAACUUCAUACCUGGUAUUGUGUUAUUGAAUUAAAAUCAAUCCUGGUGGAUUCAGAAUGACUCUCCACUCUCCUAAUCCUCCCCCGGAUUCUCCUACUAAUCAAGUUAAUCCGGUCGCUCGCGUCUUCCAUAAUUCCAACUCCACCGCCCACAUUUUUCUAGGCGGCGCACGCAAGUCGUGGAUGUUGAACAGGAAUCUUCCCCUCAAUAAUCCUGCUGCAAUUUCUGCUAAUCUCCCAAUUCAUCGUCCAGCUGCGAUGGUUCCUCUCUCUACACGUUCUGUCGAUUCAUCCUCCCCCGUCGUUGCUGCAGAACCACCGCAGCAGCAGCAGCAGAAUCACCAACAGUCAGGCACAUCAUCACAGCCUUCUCCAAGAAUCUACACUAGUCCGUCCACUGCCACUGCCACUGAGCGGAAUGGAGUUGUUCGUGCCAGCCCCUCUGCAGUAACAUUCCCAUCCUCUCCGGUCAGGCAGGACAGUCCGUCUCAGAAUAAUCCGGUGGUUCCCGCAUCGAUUGCCUCACCAAGCAAUACCCCCCAGGACCAGGUACCAGGAAGGGUGUGUCCACCACCCCUUUCCCACUCACAUCAUCCUGCUUCCGGGCCGGCUCCAACCCCCCCUCCGGCCCAUCCAUUGCCCCCAACAGCACCCGUCGCCCGUCCGCCAUGGACCCCGGAAUCCAUGGACGAGGAUUUCUUCAUGCGAGCGAGGGGCAACUUGAACCAGUACAUCGGAACCCACAGAAAUGGCACCCGUUUCGCGGACUCGUUGGAUUACCCGCGAAUUCAACUCCUGUCCAAAGCCUGUAUGGAACGGGAUCUCACAUACCUCUUCCUGCACCAGAUCUACUGUCUCAAUUCCUGUGCCCCGUCCCAGGUCCGCAAGUUACUGGUGAUGACCCCCAGGCACACGGAGGGCUUGGCGACCCUUCGCCAUCUUCUCGUGGAUAACUCCCUCCUGUCAAAAGACUUCUUGAGGUGGUCGAUUCACUUUCCAUCUUCCCUGCACCCGAUGAUGCUCCUUCUCCCCGCGUACCAGCGCGCCCUCGACCAAGUAGGGAAUUUGCUGUCCGACUUUGCCGACAAAUGGUCCUGGUUUGAACAGAAUGUGCUCGCCCGCGGGUACCCCCCCCUGGUGGAUGAUAUGAUCCGUGACUUGAAUGUCAGGUCCCCGGUCCUGCAGUUGACCAUUUUUCUUUCUCUCUCGAGACGAAUUCCCGGAGCCAACGUGGAGGGCGGCCUACAACCAAUUUUCGCCCAAAACCAGGCCAACGUUCAGCGUCGUUAUGGACAGCAAAUCUCUGACCACCAGAUGCAACUUGAAAACAAGGCAAUUGUCUCCAAGUAUCUCGCCAGCAUCGCCUCCCAGAAGAAGAAGGCUGGAAACUUGCCCCACCAAAAUCCGGGGUUGGCUUCUCCGAAUCUUCCCCCUCCACCGGCCCAGGUAUCCUCCUCGGAGGCACCCCCUUUGAGGGCUAUGCCGCCAACCUCGGUCAGUCGUCCGUUUGCGCCCUUGCUGUCCCGGCCCCCGCCGUCUUUACCACCGAAUACAAGUCCAGUCGCACCCCCGAUGGCAACUGCGGCCACCUCGUCGUACCCAGCCGGCCGCGAGAUGUCCGCGCUACAGCAAGUCCAACACCCUUCUCAGGCCCCCCAACCGGACGGAAUGAGCCAUGCCAGAGCGGCACCGGCAGCGCAAGGCAUGGUGGCCCAUGGGGGUCAGCAUUCUCACUCCUUACAUCCUUCAAACACCCACCACCACCACCACCCGCAGCAUCAGUCAACGCCGCUGCUACCACCCGCGGGGGCUGUUGUCGUAGCGAAUCCCAAUCCAAUCCCUAACGAGGUCGCCCUUCACCAGGCUCAUCUGCGGAAUCCAGUGCGCCGCAUCCUUGCACACACUCCGACGGGGGUGACGGAGACGAAGUCGCUUCUAUACCCGGAUUCCUUCAAAGUGCCUCCACAGCCGUUGGGCCCGAACCUCACGAUAUUCCGUUGGCAAUUUUCGCUGUCCAAAGAAGAGACCGGACGGUUUCCGGCUCUUGAAAGCCUAGGCACCGGGAGGCGUAUGCUGCAAACUGUGAUGGAAGGUAACCAGAUAUAUCGUUUUCGGUGUAUUAAGAUACCCCCCACAGCCAUCAAAGUGGAUGGACAUUCUUGGUGCGUGGCGGAGACUGUAUGGCCCACUGUGAUAUACGUGUUUAUUAAUGACGUGGAAUUGUUUCCUCGCCGGAAAAUCCACAACGGCCGGGAUCUCCCACUGGACCUGACCCAGCAUCUUCAGGAAGGUGUCAACCGUGUCACUGUCCACCUCAUUCGGAGCCCCACUGAGGAGAACGAGCUCACGUAUGCCGCCGCCGUCGAGGUUCUCACCUAUUCUUCCCUUUCUCAGGCCAAGAAUCUCGUUCAAUCGUUGCCGGCCGCGGAGUCACGAGAGCAAAUCCGCAGGCGACUGACUACUCGGCCCCCUGAUAAUGACGACGAUGAUUUGAAAAUCGUCAGUGAUUAUCUUGUGGUUUCGCUUGUGGAUCCAUUUACGGCCCGCCUCUUCACCGUACCGGUCCGGGGUCGUCACUGCGAGCAUCGGGAAUGUUUCGACCACGAGACCUUUCUGCAGACCCGCGCCCUCAAAUCGGGCGAUCGCUCCGUAGAAACCGACUGGCGAUGCCCCAUCUGCCGCCGGGAUGCCCGACCUCACAAUCUCAUUAUGGAUGGGUUCCUGGCGGCGGUGCGUUCUGAGGUGGAGCGCAUGAACCGAAGCGACGAUGCACGCGCUGUUCAGAUCAAAGCCGAUGGGUCUUGGGAGCUGAAGACCGACGACGCAGACCACCUCCCAUCCUCCGCGCAAGAAACCCCUCUUUUGUCGAAACGGAAGUCAGCAGCUUUGGACCGCCCCUUUUCUCCUCCUCCUCUUCCUCCCUCCUAUCGACUAAACAUUGAUUUGCCCGAGAAGUUAAACCCACUCAUUGUUCUGGACUAAGCAUCGAUGACCUAGGUUCCGGGUGUUCUUUUCUUUUCCAUCUUCAUCAUCAUUUUUUCGUAAUUUCUUUUUUCUUCUUUUUUCUUUUUUUUUUUUUUCCUCUGCGGGUUUGCAAGGCGCUUUUGGUUUUGUUCUAUGAGAUACCCCCAUCCAAUUGCAUUUUUUUUUUGUUACCUAUUCGUUUCAUUUCUUCAUUUCAUUUAGCAUUUACGCUCUUGCCGGACAGGCACAGCCGCUACGCGUUUCAAGGUGACUAUUCUCCAACUUAUCCAGUGUAUGUGUAUCGAACAACUUAAAACCCUGUUUCAACAGCUACAGAAAAUAUACACUGUGAAAUAUUCAAAC